Messenger RNA from Dracunculus medinensis (Guinea worm), 3168 nucleotides. Lineage: Eukaryota; Metazoa; Nematoda; Chromadorea; Rhabditida; Dracunculidae. The record is from the annotation of a GenBank genome assembly.
AUGGAAAACGCUCAUACGAAAGCAUCAUUGUUCUCUUCUGCUGGAUUGUCCGAAGAGUUGUUAAAUAAAUUAUAUUCUUUUGCAGAAUUGCCUGCUGAAGAGGGUAAAAAGUUAUGGGAAUUAAUUUUGGAACAAUUUGAUGACCUUCUUGUAAAAAUUCUUCUUCUUGCAGCAAUUGUUUCGUUCAUAUUGGCAUUAUUCGAGGAGCAUGAUGAUCAAACAUCAGCUGUUACAGCUUUUGUAGAGCCUUUUGUCAUUUUGUUAAUUCUAAUUGCUAAUGCUACAGUUGGUGUAUGGCAGGAGCGAAAUGCAGAAAGUGCGAUCGAAGCGUUAAAAGAAUAUGAACCAGAGAUGGCGAAGGUCAUACGUAGCGGUAAACAUGGCGUACAAAUGAUACGAGCAAAUGAACUAGUUCCUGGAGACAUUGUUGAAGUAUCUGUGGGAGACAAAAUCCCUGCCGAUUUACGAUUAAUGAAAAUUUAUUCGACAACGCUACGGAUCGACCAGUCAAUCUUGACUGGUGAAUCAGUUUCUGUCAUAAAACAUACUGACGUUGUGCCUGAUCCACGAGCUGUAAAUCAGGACAAAAAAAACUGUCUGUUUUCCGGAACUAAUGUUGCAUCAGGAAAGGCUCGUGGCAUAGUUUUUGGAACUGGUUUAGCUACCGAGAUUGGAAAAAUUAGAAAAGAAAUGGCUGAAACUGAAACAGACAGGACUCCACUUCAACAAAAACUUGAUGAAUUUGGUGAACAACUUUCUAAGGUUAUAUCAAUUAUCUGUGUGGCUGUAUGGGCCAUCAAUAUUGGUCAUUUCAACGAUCCUGCUCAUGGUGGUUCCUGGAUUAAGGGUGCUAUUUAUUAUUUCAAAAUCGCUGUUGCUUUGGCUGUCGCUGCCAUUCCUGAAGGUUUACCUGCUGUUAUUACCACUUGUCUGGCACUGGGAACACGUCGUAUGGCCAAGAAAAAUGCUAUCGUGCGUUCUUUACCUUCUGUCGAAACUCUUGGUUGCACAUCUGUAAUUUGCUCUGAUAAAACUGGUACAUUAACAACGAAUCAGAUGAGUGUCUCAAAAAUGUUUACUGCUUAUAGUACUUCGGGUGAUGAUAUUCAGUUUACCGAAUUUACCGUCACUGGCUCCACUUAUGAACCUUCUGGUCAGGUGUAUCACAACGGUCGACAAGUGAAUUGUGCAAGCGGUGAUUAUGAGACGCUAACUGAAAUGGCAACAAUUUGCUCAAUGUGCAAUGAUUCAGCAGUAGACUUUAAUGAGACCAAACGAGUUUACGAAAAAGUUGGCGAAGCUACAGAAACUGCUUUAGUUGUUUUGGUGGAAAAAAUGAAUGUCUAUAACACAAAUAAAUCAGGCUUAUCACCACGGGAUCUAGGAAAUGUUUGUAAUCGUGUUAUUCAACAAAAAUGGCAAAAGGAAUUCACUUUGGAAUUUUCACGUGAUCGCAAGAGUAUGAGUGCCUACUGUAUUCCAUCUUCAGGUGGAUCUGCUGCGAAAAUGUUUGUAAAAGGAGCGCCGGAAGGAGUAUUAAGUCGUUGCACACACAUUCGAGUCAAUGGACAAAAGGUACCUCUAACAGCUAAAAUGACUCAGAGAAUCGUUGAUCAGUGCAUCCAGUAUGGCACUGGUCGCGACACCUUGCGCUGUCUUGCUCUUGGAACUAUCGAUAAUCCACCGUCACCUCAAGGAUUGGAUUUAGAAGAUUCGUCUAAGUUCAUACGUUAUGAAAAAGAUAUUACAUUUGUGGGAGUCGUUGGUAUGUUGGAUCCGCCUAGAUCGGAAGUUAUUGAUUCGAUUCGGGAAUGCCGUCAUGCUGGUAUUCGUGUCAUAAUGAUUACUGGUGAUAACAAGAACACAGCGGAAGCGAUUGGACGCAGAAUUGGUCUUUUUACGGAAGAUGAGGAUUUCACUGGAAAAUCAUUUACUGGACGUGAAUUUGAUGAUUUACCACCUGAGCAGCAGAGUGACGCUUGCCGUCGAGCCAAAUUAUUUGCACGUGUAGAACCAACGCACAAAUCAAAAAUUGUCGAAUUUCUGCAAUCACAUGGUGAAAUAACUGCAAUGACUGGUGAUGGUGUUAACGAUGCUCCUGCUUUGAAAAAAGCGGAAAUAGGCAUUGCAAUGGGUUCAGGAACUGCUGUAGCGAAAAGUGCAUCAGAAAUGGUCCUAGCUGACGAUAAUUUCGCAACAAUUGUGUCUGCUGUUGAAGAGGGUCGAGCAAUUUAUAACAAUAUGAAACAAUUUAUUCGUUAUUUAAUUUCAUCCAAUAUUGGAGAGGUGGUGUCAAUCUUUCUGGUGGCAGCUUUGGGUAUCCCAGAGGCAUUAAUUCCUGUUCAGUUACUGUGGGUAAAUCUUGUUACUGACGGUCUUCCUGCCACUGCACUUGGAUUCAAUCCUCCUGAUCUCGAUAUUAUGGAUCGUCCUCCUCGAUCAGCCAGUGAAUCUCUCAUCUCAAAAUGGCUUUUUUUCCGAUAUUUGGCUGUGGGAACGUAUGUCGGUGUUGCAACAGUCGGUGCAUCUAUGUGGUGGUUCUUAUUAUACGAAGAUGGACCUCAGAUUAGCUAUUAUCAAUUGACACAUUGGAUGAGAUGUGAAAUUGAGCCUGAAAAUUUCACUGACUUGGAUUGCGCAGUUUUUGAAGACACACAUCCCAAUGCCAUGGCACUAUCAGUUUUAGUUACCAUUGAAAUGGCCAACGCCAUGAAUAGCUUAUCAGAAAAUCAAUCACUGCUAGUAAUGCCGCCUUGGACCAAUGUUUGGUUGAUGUCAUCCAUUGCGCUUUCAAUGUCUCUGCAUUUCAUCAUUCUUUAUGUGGAUAUUUUGGCAACGAUUUUCCAAAUAACACCUUUAAGCUGGGCAGAAUGGAUGGCUGUAUUGAAGAUCUCAUUCCCAGUUAUAGUACUUGAUGAAAUACUCAAAUUCAUCGCUCGGAAUUAUAUAGAUGGUGAGCAAGAUUCGAAGUCGACUGAAGAUGCAAAAUUUAAACGUUUAUUUCUCCUUCGAGCAAUUUUCAGCGUUGUAUGCUUGACUUUGCUAUGGAUAAGCUAUUUUUGUUGGAUUCUUAUCCCAUAUGUGCCUCAAUUUAUGCAUGCUAUUGGUAGAGGUCCAAGAGUAUCAAAUAACCCUCUUUAUUCCGUCUUUCGUUCUGUUGAGUUAUAG